AUGGAACUUAUUCAAUCGCAGAAAGGCAAAGAUUUACUGUUGAGCGAUGGGUACCGGUAUCGUAAGGCGAGAACUAAUACCGAUGGCAGUGUAUCAUGGAGAUGCGCCGAGACACCUUGCCGAGGACGUGUCAAAGUGUCAUUGGAAAAUGUCGUGGUAAAUGUGACUCGACACAGUCAUGCUCCAGAUCCAGCUAAAAAUGAAGCAAAAAAAUCUGUGUCUAAUAUGAAAAGGCGAGCAGCGGACACCCUUGAGAAACCAAGGCAGUUGAUUCAAGGAUCGACAAGAGGGAUAAAUUUGGAAUCAUCAGUCCAUUUGCCAUCGUACAAUGCAUCUCAGAGAACUGUUGAGCGUAUUCGGCAAAGGCGUGAAGUGUCGUGCCCAAACCCAGGCUCUGUUGCCGAUAUUAAUAUUCCUGUUGCACUACAAGUCACUUCAAGAAAUCUAAAUUUCUUGUUAUGGGAUUCUGGACAGAAUGAUCCUCAUCGCAUCUUCAUGUUUGGUACUGAAGAAAAUUUGGAAGUUUUAGAGGAGCACCGGCACUGGCACGUAGAUGGAACCUUUAAAGUAGCCCCACAAUUAUUUUUACAAGUAUUUACCAUUCAUGCAUUGGUAGAUAACCGUUCUAUUCCGUUGAUAUACGUGCUUCUACAGGAUAAACGAGAAGAAACAUAUGUUCGAGUGUUUCAAAAAUUGAUGGAGUUGAAACCCACUUUAAAUCCAAUAAGCUGCUUAUCCGACUUCGAGAAAGCGAUCCAAAAUGCAGUUUGCCAGGUAUUUCAUGGUGUUCAGGUGAUGGGUUGUUAA
Molecule: messenger RNA, 807 nt
Organism: Parnassius mnemosyne (clouded apollo)
Lineage: Eukaryota; Metazoa; Arthropoda; Insecta; Lepidoptera; Papilionidae
Source: the annotation of a GenBank genome assembly